CCGAACUGAACUCUUGCGCAUGAGCACAAAGGAGGGGGAAAGUAAAGAGAGGACUUUAGGGCAGACUUGAGAAGGUAGAUGCUACUUGCAGCAAUGGAAGCAGAAACUACCAUCCCUUAAGAGUUGGAAGCUUAUUUUAAGAGAGGACAUUUGUCACCAAAAGAAAGAAAAUAUACUGAAGUUAUGGGAGCUGAAGAAGAAGAGGUGGUUGUCACUCUGUCUGGAGGGGCCCCUUGGGGUUUCCGACUACAGGGGGGAUCUGAACAAAAACGACCCCUUCAAGUGUCAAAGAUUCGCAAGAGAAGUAAAGCAUGUCGUGGGGGCCUGUGGGAAAAUGAUGAACUUAUAUCCAUCAAUGGAAAAUCCUGUGCCGGCCUCUCCCAUGCCACUGCCAUGCAGAUCAUAGACUCCUCCAGCGGCAGCCUCAGCAUUGUCAUUAAAAGGGCAGCGACUGGGGACCCGUCUGAUGUGAGAGUUCUGUGCUCCCCUUCCCCCAGGCAGCUGCAAGGGGCCUCACCAACUUCCCUGCUCAGCCGGGCCUCCCAGGUGCGCAGUCCUGAACUGGCAGCUCACCCUGUUGCCCCGGAACCUGAGCAGCAGCCCCAGCGGCAGCAGCACUUGGAGAACAUCACCUCGCCACCCGACAGUGAAGCGUACUAUGCUGAGACCGACAGCGAUGCUGACAACAUUGCCCAGGAAAAGCACCGGAGGGCUCGCAAGAAGAGCCCCCGUUCUCCGCCGGGGGGACCAAACAAUAAAGUGGGUGAGCCGCGGGACGAAGUGUCCCUCUCAGAGCUGAGUGGGUAUGACAGCACCCCUGAGGCCACAGCGCGGGCUGGAGAAGAAGGAGAAGGCCUCAGUGGUGUGGCUAAGAGGGAGAUUGUGUGCCAGCCAGGAAGCUGCACAGACACCCUCUUCUCCGAGAGCGAAGCUUUGCUACAGCCACCCUUACCGGAAGACAGGGAACCUUCCCCGGAGGCCAUGCUCCUCCCCCAUGCCACGAAGACCAUCCGAGCCGAGAGGCACCUUAUCCCUAUGAUUGGGCCUGUGGAGCACCCAGUAGACGAAGACCUGACCACUACUUAUGCCGAGAAAGCAAAGCAAGCCAAGCUUCAUCGCAGUGAGAGCAUGCAGGAAAAAAAUGUGAAGGAGGCCAAAACCAAAUGCAGAACCAUUGCGUCCCUGUUGACGGAUGCACCCAACCCCCAUUCCAAGGGUGUUCUGAUGUUCAAAAAGCGCAGGCAGAGAGCUAAGAAGUACACACUAGUCAGUUUUGGAAGUGUUGAUGAAGACCGUUGCUAUGACGAAGAGGACGGUGUCUUCCCAACCAGUGAGUCUGACUUUGAUGAGGAAGGCUUCGAUGCCCGGAGCCUAACCAACCACUCAGACUGGGACAAUACCUACCUUGAUAUUGAGAAGCCCAAGGGGCAUCUUGCACGUGAGCAGGCCAAGCCUCAGCAAGGCCUCAGUGAAGCCUCAGGCAGGGGAGCACAGUUGUUUGAGCAGCAGAGGCAGAAAGCUGGUAAACAGAGUGUGGAGAAAGUCCCUGCACAGAAGUCAGAGGAGCAAUCCCCAGCCUCAGCCAUCCUGCUAACACACAGUGUGGUGAGUAACGAAUCACCUACUCCACAGAAAGCAGAAAAGGCCCCGCUGAGUGUCCAUUUAGAAUCUGUGCAGGUUUCUAGCCAGCUGCCAUCACCUAGACCUGCUCAGCUCCAGUCUCCACCUGGCAUCUUUGGAGGAGAAAGUGUCCAGAUCUCUCCAAGUACCACCAGCCUCUUCAACAGAUCUGCCCGGCCUUUCACUCCUGGUUUUUCUGGACAGCGUCCUGUGACUUCUUCUGUUGUGUUCAGACCAUCAAUGCCAAGGAAAAGCAGUGAGAGUCUAGGUAGGCGGAGAACACCUGUGCCUCCCUUUUCCCCUUCCUUUCCAGGGACCACUGUGAUUCCUCCCACUCCAUCAGCAAUGCAACCAAAUGGCCCAGCAAGCUCCUCUGUGUCUCUGUAUAUCCCAACCACCCCUGCAUUAGUGCAGCCAACAGGGGAGGCUAAGCUACCUUCCCACGCUGCGAGAACCUCCACUGCUUCCAUCUACCUAUCGACACCCUCUAAGCCAGCUGCAGAUGCGGUCACUGCUACAUCCCCACUAUUACUGUCCUCACAAGCCCAAGCGACAACCUCUUCCACUUCGUAUGUCAGCCCAGUCCCACAGCAGCGUAAUCCUCCUCCCGUCCAGCCCUUCACCACGAUUGUGCCAGCUAUUCCACGACCUGCUUCCGAGCCCUUUGCCUCCAGGGAGGAGAGGAUUGCAGUUCCAGCCCCCAGAACAGGCAUCUUGCAGGAGGCCCGGCGACGAAGCAGUAAGAAGCCCAUGUUCAAGUCCGUGGAGGAGAAGAAAAAGAAUUCCCCUAACCCAGAGUUACUAUCUCUUGUGCAGAACCUGGAUGAAAAGCCCCAUGGGGCAGGCUUUGAAUCUGGGCCUGAGGAAGAUCUUCUCAGCCUAGGAGCUGAAGCCUGCAACUUCAUGCAGUUCUCAGCCCGGAAGUUCAAGACUCCACCUCCAGUGGCUCCUAAGCCCCAGCAGUCAAAGGCCACUGGUGGACUGGUGAAUGGCUCCUCACCAGCACAUGACCUAUCCCAUUUGAAAGGGAAAGGGGCAGAGCUUUUUGCUAAGCGACAGAGCCGCAUGGACAAGUUCGUGGUGGAGGCACCACACACACCAGCACCAAAACCCAGAACCCCGUCCCCAGCUCCUUCCCUGCCCUCUUCUUGGAAGUACUCCCCAAACAUCCGCGCACCACCACCCAUAGCUUAUAACCCCCUGCAUUCCCCAUUUUACCCUCUGGGAGCCAGCAAAUCUCAGGCUAGCAAAGCAGAGAGCAAAGUGAAAAAGGCACCUAGUCAGAAAUCAGGGAUCAAGGCAAUCGACUUCAUGAGGCACCAGCCAUACCAGCUCAAUUCUGCCAUGUUCUGUUUCGGGGAAACGGUGAGCUCAGGCGCCCAGGCCUCACCCAGCCAGGCAGCCCAGCAGUCCAGCUUGUCUUUCACCCCAGGCAAACAAGCACCCGUGAAAACAGCCAGGGCCUAUGAGAUCCGCCGAUUCUCCACGCCUGCCCCACUGCCAGCUUCAGGCGGCCUGGCCCCUACAGUUCUGGCUCCCCGCUCUGCCACCACAUUGGAUGAACCUGUGUGGAGGACAGAAAUGACCUCCACUUCUGCACCUGUCUCCCCUGGGCCCUUUCAGGUGACUUUGCCCCAAUAUCAAAGCUCUCCUGAGCUCAGUGAGCUAUGUAGAGAGGCUUCUCCGAGCCGGCCUUCCUCAUCCUCCAGUUUUCAGGUUGCUCGGCCCAGGUUCUCGGCAGCCCAAACAGGGAUGCAAGCACACGUUUGGAGACCAGGCUCUGGUCACUAAUGAAUGAAGACUUGCUUUUCCCUGUUCCUAUCACAGGGUCUCUUCACGCAUUACAUUUUUAGGUGCACACCAUUUUUUUUAAAGUGUACAUCUAAAAUUCUGAAGUGUGCAUGCAACAAAAAUUUGAAAACACUUGUAUCUUCAAGUACACCCAUCAGAGAGCUAGGAUUGUUUGCAGCUCACUGCUGAGUGUCCUCUUGGUGGCACACCUAGGUUCGCAUCUGUGUAAUGUGUGAAAUAACCCACAGGCAGACAUUUGAACAAAAUAUUGCCUCCCCCCCCAUUUAGACUGAGUAAAUCAGGACAGUGAAGGGUGACUUGCAACAUUUCCAGGGAUUUAACAGUUCACAGUUAGAGCAGAGAUGCU
Molecule: messenger RNA, 3778 nt
Organism: Elgaria multicarinata webbii
Lineage: Eukaryota; Metazoa; Chordata; Lepidosauria; Squamata; Anguidae
Gene: SYNPO2L
Product: synaptopodin 2 like
Exons: 4
Coding region: 184-3411 (1075 amino acids)
Biological process (GO): positive regulation of actin filament bundle assembly
Cellular component (GO): nucleus; actin cytoskeleton; Z disc
Molecular function (GO): actin binding
Source: RefSeq, a predicted model, not a curated record